Papaver somniferum (opium poppy) is the source of this 765-nucleotide messenger RNA. RefSeq names its product probable methyltransferase PMT26. Gene Ontology annotation, cellular component: trans-Golgi network; endosome; cytoplasm. The record is from RefSeq and is a predicted model, not a curated record. The transcript is spliced from 3 exons. NCBI's taxonomy places the organism in Eukaryota, Viridiplantae, Streptophyta, Magnoliopsida, Ranunculales, Papaveraceae. Gene Ontology annotation, molecular function: methyltransferase activity. Bases 1 to 765 code for a protein of 254 amino acids.
AUGUCUGCUCCUGCUGGUGAUAACCCUGGUGGUCCGGAAUUUAUCGGAGGGGGUGAGGCUGCGGAAACUCUCCCCACUAUUUCUCAAGAGUUAUCCUUUGACAGGAUAUAUUCCGCAAAGGAACUCUUUGAUGAUGCCCUCGGUUUUCCCGAAGACUUUUCUUUGCUUUCCCCCAAUGAUGAUUGGGAUGUACUCGGGGAUUUUGGUAAGGAAAAUGCUUCUGUUCAGAAUGAAGGCGCGGAUGAUCACAUUGCACGUGGUGAUGCAGAGACUUGUGUUGAUGGGGAAAUGACAGCAAAGGGGAAGUCUGUGGUUGACUCACCUUCCGAGGAUUUACCUCACUCGCUGAUGUUUGAGGUUCUUGUAAUUUCAAAUACUCGUAAUUCUGUUUCUUAUAUCCCUAAAAUCACCGAUCCUGAGAUCUCUUCAACUUCGUCGGCAGGAUUAUCUGAUAAUGAUGAAGAGAAAGCUGGUUCUUCUGCUGGUGCUGAGAUUGAUUGGAGAUUAUGUAAUGGAAGUGUAGCAGCAGAUUAUAUACCUUGUCUUGAUAAUAUGAAGGCGAUAAAAGGAUUGAAAUCGAGAAGACAUAUGGAGUAUAGAGAAAUACAUUGUCCGAAACCUAAUUCCAGAUGUUUGAUUCCGAUUCCGAAAGGUUAUAAGAUGACGCUUUCUUGGAUGAAGAAUAGGGACAUGAUUGAUUAUAGUAUUUUCCCUAAUGAAGAGAAUACGAUAGAGAAAGAGUAUAACCCCACUAUCAACGGCUAA